Messenger RNA from Prunus mume (Japanese apricot), 1814 nucleotides. Lineage: Eukaryota; Viridiplantae; Streptophyta; Magnoliopsida; Rosales; Rosaceae. The record is from RefSeq and is a predicted model, not a curated record.
AUGGCUUCCAAGUCAGGCUCAAUCGUUGCUCUUCGGUUCUCUGUUCUCAUUCUCUGCCUUCAAGGCACUUAUGCUUACCGUAUAGGAGGUGAUGCCUCUGCCUCUGCCUCUGCCUCUGCAGAGGCAGCCUCUGCCACUGCCUCUGCUUCAGUCUUAAUCGUUGCUCUUAUGUUCUCUGUUCCCAUUAUCUGCUUUCAAAGCAUUUAUGCUUACCGUAUAGGACGUGAUGCCUCUGCCUCUGCCUCUGGCCCAAUUGAAGGUGGCUUUGGAAAUGGAAAUCGGGACAGCCAAGGGUAUGGCGAUGAUGAAGAACGUACGGCUGCCCCAAGGAGGACGAUAUGGACAAUAUCACUUCAUAAAAAGUUUCUGGAGGCAAUCGCACACAUUGGCUUGGACAACGCUACGCCAACGGGAAUUCUCAAGUUCAUGAAAGAGCCAGGCUUAACCGCAAGGCGUGUGGGCAGUCAUUUGCAGAAGUAUCGUAUACACUUGAAGGCGAAGGAAGCUGCGGCGGGGGACGAAGACAAGCUUGACAGGUUGAGCAGGUCAAGCUUCGCACGAGAGAGGUUGAGCAGAUCAGAUGGCUCUACAUUUCAAGUUCAACCAUCAGCUGGAAUUGGAAGCACCCUACCUCUUACUGCUGCUGCUUCCAACUGCCACGGCUUCAUCCAAUUCUCUAAUGAUCAGCAAUCUUCAACUAGCAACAGCAGCAGAUCCAUUCCGCGCCAGCAACCAACGCUUGGUAAUCGUAAUUGGGAUCAGCUGUUUUUUCAAGAACCGAGUAACAAUUUUGAAAAUGGAGGUAUGUCUUUUGACCCAAUGAAUAAUGUUGGACUUACCAACAAUAAUACUGGGACAAAUAAUCUGAUGCAAGUAUACCCACUACAAAGCCAGCCAGGGACCAAUAACCCAUUCAGCCACAACCUUGCUACAUCAGUAAAUCAGAACGGUUGGAAUUUUACUCCAAUGUCUUCGAGCUUUGAUAACUUGGGGUCUCAUUUUAACGAUGUGAAUCAAUUCGGAGUUUAUUGGCGGUCGUCGUGUUCUGCUGGUUUUGAGACUGGUGCUAGUUCUGCAAACCAAUUCCCUCCAAAUUUGCCUGACAACAAUGGUGAUCUUGAUCAGCAACAAAAUGUUCCAGUGUUGCCACCCCCGGAAGGGAAUUUUAAUGACCAAUGUGGCCUGCCAAAUAUCAGUGUUGGAGGAGGAAAUGUUGAAAAUUCCAAUAGACAUCUUCAUGAUAACUUCAUGAUGCCCGCUUAUCUUUUCACGGAUGGGCAGGACAACUAUCAACCUCCUCCUCAGCAACAAGAUGGAGGUCACGAUCAAGGUCAACUUCCUUAUCAAUUUGAAGUGCAGGACCCUGCUGCGAACCAAGUCCCCAACCCUUCUGCGGACCAAGUUCCAAACCCUGGCCCAUACCAUGUCGAAGAUAACCAUGAAACAAUUUUGGAGCCAGGCGUGCCUACUGUCUUUGAAUCAGAGGACUUGAACAUAUGUCUUCAUACUUGUCAGAACAUAUAUGGGAUGCUGAUACGUAAUUGGUAUUGAAGGCAGUCAAAAACCGAGCAAGGAACGAUCCGAAUCCAGUCGUUUGAAUGAGAGGUUUCUCAUGUUUACUUGUUUGUGAGUAGGAAGUAGGAAGUAUAGUUUUGUUUUUUGUUUUUGCGUCAAGCCAUGUCCAAUCUAGGAAUUGCAUUGGGAUUGGAGCUUUGGGCUCUAUAAUACCAAAAGGAGAAAAGAGGAAUUAUAUUGAGUUGAGGUGAUAAUUAAUGUUAAUGAUUCGGGAUUUGAAGGUGUUUGAGCACCUUUUA